CUGGUUAUGGCGCGUACGAAGCAGACUGCGCGUAAGUCCACGGGCGGGAAGGCUCCCCGCAAGCAGCUGGCCACCAAGGCGGCCCGCAAGAGCGCGCCGGCCACGGGCGGCGUGAAGAAGCCGCAUCGGUACCGUCCCGGCACGGUGGCGCUGCGCGAGAUCCGGCGCUACCAGAAGUCGACGGAGCUGCUGAUCCGCAAGCUGCCCUUCCAGCGCCUGGUGCGUGAGAUAGCGCAGGACUUCAAGACUGAUCUGCGCUUCCAGAGCUCUGCUGUGAUGGCGCUGCAGGAGGCGAGCGAGGCCUACCUGGUGGGGCUCUUCGAGGACACCAACCUGUGUGCCAUCCACGCUAAGCGUGUCACCAUCAUGCCCAAGGAUAUCCAGCUGGCGCGGCGCAUACGUGGCGAACGCGCGUAG
This is a messenger RNA of Melopsittacus undulatus (budgerigar), 417 nucleotides long. Its product is annotated as histone H3. Gene Ontology annotation, molecular function: structural constituent of chromatin; DNA binding; protein heterodimerization activity. Lineage: Eukaryota; Metazoa; Chordata; Aves; Psittaciformes; Psittaculidae. Bases 7 to 417 code for a protein of 136 amino acids. The record is from RefSeq and is a predicted model, not a curated record. The transcript has a single exon. Gene Ontology annotation, cellular component: nucleosome.